AUGCACGUCUUAUCAUUAUUCUUCGUGCUCCACGCAUCCCUUGCGAUCGCCGCCACUACGUUAGAGGAUCUGACAGCCUGUCUUCAGACUGCUUCCGUUCCCAUUGGCUCCUCCCUCACCCCUUACAAUCUACGCAUUCCCGUCAAGCCGAUUCUUGUUGCGGUCCCUACAACAGUUGCGCAAGUAUCUUUGGCGGUAUCCUGCGGGGUCAAGUAUGGAGUCCAUGUCAAUGCUAAGAGCGGCGGACAUAGCUACACGUCUUCCGGCUUUGGCGGAGAGGAUGGCCACCUGGUGAUCAAUAUGGACCGCAUGUAUUCGGUAACCGUUGCAAGUGACGGUACUGCUAAAGUCCAAGCCGGAGCUAGGUUGGGCCACGUCGCGACUGAGCUUUACAAUAAUGGAAAGAGAGCUAUCUCUCAUGGCACAUGUCCAGCUGUCGGUAUUGGAGGUCACGCUCUACAUGGAGGUCACGGCAUGGUCUCUCGAAAGUAUGGCUUCGCUAUGGAUUGGAUAAAGGCAGCAACCGUUGUCCUCGCCAAUGGCACUAUCACACGCUGCUCCGCGACCGAAAGACCAAAUUUGUUCUGGGGCAUUCGUGGCGCCGGUUCAUCGAUGGUCAUCGUUGUCGAGCUUGAACUGAACACAUUUGUCGCGCCGGAGAAGAUGACGUACUUCGACAUCGACGUCGCAUGGGACACGCAAAAGCUUCCCCAACAACUUCUGGAUGCACAGGAAUUUGCCAAAAGGAUGCCAGCAGAGCUUACCUUAUCUGUGAGCUUCAACAACGAUGGGUGCUAUCUCAACGGUGGUUUCGUCGGGGACGAUGCGGCUUUCAAGACGGCAAUCCAGCCCUUGUUGACGAAAUUGGGAGUGAAGGUUUCCAGUUCCAAGACAGUCGGCUGGAUCGAAUUCAUCAAGCACUAUGCUGGUGUUACAGAUAUCGACAUUACUACCGGCAGCUACAACGAGCAUGAUAACUCGUACGCUUCGAGCCUCACAACUCCCGCAUUAUCAAAGCCAAACUUUCAAUCUCUAGUCAACGCGAUUGAUAAAUCAGGAUUUUCUGUCAGCCGCUCCUGGUACAUCCACAUGAACCUUCACGGAGGUGACCUCUCCGCUAUUUCGAAACCGAUCGACGCAGCCUAUGCUCACAGAGACAAGAUGCUUCUCUUUCAGCUCAAGGACAGUGUCUCUCAAAGCCAGACUUAUCCAUCGACUGGUUUUGCACUCCUGCAGGGAUUCCGGCAGAGCAUUACAAGCGGACUUCAGAGUGGACAGUGGGGCAUGUACGCAAACUACCCCGACUCUCAGAUAUCCGGGGACGAAGCGCCAAAGCUUUACUAUGGGAGCAACCUUAGAAGGCUCGAAUGGAUCAAGGAAGAUUAUGAUCCCACAAAUGUGUUCAGAGACAACCAGUCUAUAAAGCCUGCAGAGUAG
This is a messenger RNA of Colletotrichum gloeosporioides, 1437 nucleotides long. Its product is annotated as Berberine bridge enzyme-like 23. Gene Ontology annotation, molecular function: FAD binding; oxidoreductase activity. Lineage: Eukaryota; Fungi; Ascomycota; Sordariomycetes; Glomerellales; Glomerellaceae. The record is from RefSeq and is a predicted model, not a curated record. The coding region runs from base 1 to 1437 and encodes 478 amino acids. The transcript is spliced from 3 exons.